AUGGCGGGUGAGAAAGAAAAGGUAUGCGUGACUGGGGCUGGAGGAUUUACAGCCUCUUGGGUCGUUAACCUUCUUCUUUCAAGGGACUAUGUUGUUCAUGGAACAGUCAGACAGCCAGGCCAGUCUCUUUCUUCUCUUCUCUUAGUUGGGGACAGCAAGUAUGCUCACUUGAACAAGCUUGAGAAAGCAUCAGAGAACUUGAAACUGUUCAAGGCAGAUUUGUUGGACUACGACUCUCUGCGUGCGGCUGUUGAAGGAUGCAGUGGAGUCUUCCAUGUUGCCAGUCCUGUACCAGCUGCUCAUAGUGUUGCAGAUCCUGAGGAGUUUCUUGAACCAGCUGUAACGGGAACGCUUAAUGUACUCAAGGCUUGCGUCGAAGCCAAAGUGAAGAGAGUUGUUGUUGUGUCCUCCAUAGCCGCUGUUGUUAUGAACCCUGACUGGCCUAAGGGUCAAGUCAAGGACGAAACCUGUUGGUCUGUUCCUGAAUAUAUUAAAACGACCAAGAAAUGGUACUAUCUUUCAAAAACAGAAGCAGAAAGACAGGCUUUGGAGUUUGGAAAAAGAAAUGGAAUUGAGGUUGUAACUGUUUGUCCUUCUGUCAUUUUGGGGCCAAUUUUGCAAUCCAAUUUGAAUUCCAGUAGCCUUCUGCUAGUUGGGACUGUAAAAGGUGGGGUUGAGUCAUUGGGAUACAAUUACUGGACGUUCGUGGAUGCACGUGAUUUGGCUGAAGCACUGCUUCUUGCAUACAACAAGUCUGAGGCCGGAGAGAGAUAUUUAUGCACAUCACACGCUAUCGGUGCAGAGGAGGUGGUGGAGAAGUACUUGAGGCCUGCAUAUCCUAACUACAGCUAUCCCAAGAUCCUUACCCACACAGAGGAAGAAAAAGAGCACCUCAGUUCGGAAAAAUUGCAGAGGUUGGGUUGGACUUUCCGGUCUGUGGAGGAAACUCUCAUUGAUUCCAUUGAAAGCUACCGGAAGGCUGGAAUUGUGGACUAG
Molecule: messenger RNA, 996 nt
Organism: Prunus armeniaca (apricot)
Lineage: Eukaryota; Viridiplantae; Streptophyta; Magnoliopsida; Rosales; Rosaceae
Source: the annotation of a GenBank genome assembly